This is a messenger RNA of Cololabis saira (Pacific saury), 768 nucleotides long. Its product is annotated as interleukin-8-like. The coding region runs from base 169 to 468 and encodes 99 amino acids. NCBI's taxonomy places the organism in Eukaryota, Metazoa, Chordata, Actinopteri, Beloniformes, Belonidae. Gene Ontology annotation, cellular component: extracellular region. The transcript is spliced from 4 exons. Gene Ontology annotation, molecular function: CXCR chemokine receptor binding; chemokine activity. Gene Ontology annotation, biological process: neutrophil chemotaxis; chemokine-mediated signaling pathway; cellular response to lipopolysaccharide. The record is from RefSeq and is a predicted model, not a curated record.
ACAAAGCAGCUCCAACCUGAGUAAAGGAAGAAGGGAACUGAGAAGGAGAAUAAUAAAGCAAAAUAUCUCUAUGUUGUUUAGUGUUUCAGGCUCCAUCUGAAAGCUUUGUGAAGGACCUUCUUAUUUUUCAUUGUUAGUUGAAGUAUUAUAGGAUUUACAAGAAGCAAAAUGGCAAGCAGCAGAGUUAUUAUGACUUCUGUCGUGGUUUUCUUGGCUUUUAUUGCCAUCAGUGAAGGGAUGAGUCUGAGAAGCCUGGGAGUGGAGCUGCACUGCCGCUGCAUCAUGACUGAGAGCAAACCCAUCGGCCGCCACAUUGAGAAAGUGGAACUGAUUCCUCGCAACUCCCACUGCGAUGAGGUCGAGAUCAUUGCCACUCUGAAAAAGACCGGUAAAGAAGUUUGCCUCGACCCUGAGGCCCCUUGGGUGCAAAGAGUGAUUAAGAAGAUCAUGGCUAACAAGAGACGCUGAAGAGCCAUGAGAGAAAGUACUCCAUGAUUGAACAAAUUCAAAGCAUUGAAUAGUAUUUGUAGAUCUGAUGAUCGGGUCUUUACAUCUCCACGCUAAGAAAACAACCAUUCUUAUCAGCUGUUGGAACAAAAGAAUCAUUUUACUGAAGUGUUUGUAUCAAACAUAUUUUAUCACAAAAUCUUUCCUUGUUUGUGUGUCACGUUUACUGUUGUACAGUUGUUAUAACUGCACUAUUAUCUUAAUAUUUACACAAAUGUAUUUAUUUAUCUAUGUAUUUAUGAAGUAUAUAUUAAAGCAUUA